AUGCUGCAGCAAAUUCUGCGGGAUCUGUACAUCGAUCCAGAGCUCCUGGCUGAGCUGAACGAUGAGCAGAAGCACAUCCUCUUCUACAAGAUGAGGGAAGAGCAAGUCAGGCGCUGGAGGGAGAGAGAGGAAAAGAUCCGCGAGGAAGAGGCUGGGCUGAAGAGGACGGCCCGGUUCAAGCUGAAAAACGGCAAACGAGUACAGUGGCUCUGUGGGAGUGAUGGCGAGGUCUGGGUUUGGAUAAUGGGAGAAGCUCUGGGAGAUAAGCCGUAUGAUCAGAUUUCUGAGGAAUUCAUGGCAGAAAGAGCCAGGCAACAAGCCCAGAAGGAAGCUGAUGAACUAUGGAAGGAAAAAGAAGCUGAAAUUACGAAGAAGUUUCGGGAUGCUAUGGCAAACGAGAAAGCUCGAAUUGUGGCAGAGAAGUGGAAGAUAGAGACAGAAGAUCGCAAAGCUGCCAAACUGAUGGAAGAGAAAAUCCAGGAAGAAUUAAAGAAACGAGAGGAAGAAGAGAGACAAAGAGGGGAAGAGCAGAUCCGUCAGCAGGAAGGACGCAGAGCUCAAGAGCUUUACCUGAGCCUCAAGCAAGCCCUGCAGAACAGCCAACACAAUGAAAACGAGGACCGGGAAUGGGAAGAACAGUUACGGCGCUCAAAAGCUGCUGAUGAAGAAAGGAGCCAUAAAGCCCAGUGGGCUCGGGAUGAAUAUCGACGGCAAUCCUUGCGAGCCAUCCAGAAGGGAAAAGUCGCCGGUCUGAGUAACCUGUUCCAAGGAGCAGCUUUGAAUAAUGAGCAAGACACAAAGCUGGCCACGACCUGUCCAGUCGCACCGUUGGCCCUGAGGGUACCAGCCAGCAAAGCUUGGGAGCGGCCUCCAAGGCCUUUCUCCAGAGAAGUCAUCAUUCAGUGGUUCAAAGAGGAACAGCUUCCACGCCGUGCUGGAUUUGAAAGGAACACAAAUACCAUUGCACCAUGGUUUCACGGUAUUAUUAGUCGCCAGGAAGCGGAAGAGCUGCUGAUGAACAAAUCGGAGGGAGCCUUCCUGGUGAGGGUCAGCGAGAAAAUCUGGGGAUAUGCCUUGUCCUACCGUCAUCAGAGUGGCUUCAAACAUUUUCUGGUGGAUGCUUCUGGAGAUUUCUACAGCUUCUUGGGGGUGGAUCCCAACCGGCAUGCAACACUCACAGAUCUUAUUGAUUUCCACAAGGAAGAAAUAAUCACAUCCUCGGGUGGAGAAUUGCUAUUGGAUCCUUGCAGCCAGACAAAGAACCCGCCGGACUAUAGUCUCUUAUUUGAAUGA
Molecule: messenger RNA, 1293 nt
Organism: Eublepharis macularius
Lineage: Eukaryota; Metazoa; Chordata; Lepidosauria; Squamata; Eublepharidae
Gene: SH2D4B
Product: SH2 domain containing 4B
Exons: 8
Coding region: 1-1293 (430 amino acids)
Cellular component (GO): cytoplasm
Source: RefSeq, a predicted model, not a curated record